Messenger RNA from Parnassius apollo (apollo), 798 nucleotides. The record is from the annotation of a GenBank genome assembly. NCBI's taxonomy places the organism in Eukaryota, Metazoa, Arthropoda, Insecta, Lepidoptera, Papilionidae.
AUGGAUGACGUGGACUUCCUUUCUGUCGGAAAGGUCAAAACGCAAAACAAUGGUGACAUUGUUAUUGAAGUCGUGGACAACACAAAGACUGCAAAAGAUAAGAUGAGCGUUAAAGAGUCAACAGUGAUGGAUUAUCUGAACAUUUCAUACACAAAUUCUACAGCUGAUAAUAAGCCGAAUGUUUUCAAAACUGACUUGGUAAAUGACAUUCAAAUGUUGGACCAAAAUACCACCAAUGAUGAGAUUGUUGUAGAGGAAACAACUGUAAUGGAACGUCCACAUAUUUCCCCUACACAUCCCGCGGAUUACACACAGACAAAUGCAGUUAGCCAAGCCGAUUCAUUUAAAGAGAAUUUAAGUACUAUGAGGAAGAUCCCAUGUAUUGUCGACCUAACCAUUCAUCCUUUGGAGAUGAAACUUACUUAUAAGCCUAAAAAAAGGUCUAGCAGCAGCGUGUUAUGUGUUUCGCAACCAAAAGUGAAGAAAAGUAUUGAAGAAGAAAUAAACUCGAAAAAUAACAGCAAACCAUGCACUUCAAAAAGCUUGCGAAAAAGUACAGUUUCUAUUUUGAGUAAUGUUUCUGUUGACUUAAAAUCUAAAACCGAACAAACGAGAUUACCGAAACAAUCAAAAGGAUUAAAGAUGAUUGUGAAACGCGCAUUUACAUGUUACAGUUGCAAUGGUCCUCUCCUCUCGAAUUGCAUUACUAAAUGUAUAUCUUGUUGUAACCGAUUUUGUUUGGCCUGUGCCACGGGAGAAGUCACCAAAGAUUAUAUUUGCGAUAAUUGCCUUAUGUAA